Molecule: messenger RNA, 838 nt
Organism: Xylaria bambusicola
Lineage: Eukaryota; Fungi; Ascomycota; Sordariomycetes; Xylariales; Xylariaceae
Exons: 2
Coding region: 220-753 (177 amino acids)
Source: RefSeq, a predicted model, not a curated record
AUGAACAUAUGUAGAAGGCUGUCCAAUUGAUCAUAAGAUCGAAACGCCACUAAAUGUGUUACAUUCGGUAGUUUUAUCCUGUCAGGGUCCAAGAAAUUGGAGAUAAUAAUAGAGGCAUGCAUAUGGGAUUAUCGUGUACAUUGUCCUCCCUAUUUCUUCAAUCAACUAACUUGGAGCUGAACUUCAAAAUCAUCACGAAAACCCCCAAGGACAAGCACUAUGGCGCAGCCUGCAAUGUCUGGCACCUGUCCAGAAUGCAGCGACAGUCCUCUCUCGGUGACGGGAAACAUCAUUGGAAUCUUGACCUUUGCGCUUGGAGUGUUUGCCUUCUGUGCAACUCUGUUCGCCGUGUUGCGCGGGGCAAACGAGGAAAUAUGUCGCAUUCGACAGACGCUGAAUGAAACAGAAAGCGAAAUCCAGGAUAUCUACCCCUAUUUUACGGGCCUUGAACUAGAAGCCGAUGAAGACCUUAAGAAUCAUCAAGCUCUAGUUCAACAGUGUCUGGAAGGAUUAGUUGACGCCAGAACUACUGUAUCAUACCGCCUUGAAUCCAUUGAGAAAGUGCAGUCUGGACUAUGUAGACCACUUGGUUGGUGGUGGCGAGAGAAAGAGAUACAAGGGGGGUUACUCAGGAUCGAGAACCACAAACGGCAGAUAAUGAUUAUUCAGUUGACCUUCCUUCUGAAGAAAGUCAAAAAGCAAAGCCAGGACGUCGAGAAAAUCAUGGCGUGGGAUGGAAUACCUCCUUCUUAGGCGAGCAGUAUCUGUAUCAUUCUCCCCACUAAUUCGCUUAUGGGGCUUAGGCGGAAAACGAUAAUAAUAUCAAUCGUUUUACGAA